AUGUCGAAUGGAGAGGAGCUUGUGGAUCUUGGUGGAAAGCCUGAAGAGGAGGGGGAGGAACUUCUCACCCAUUUAGGCAUUGAUCUAAGCGAUGAGCUAGUGGUGGGCACUAUUGGGCGCGCAGUAGGGGCAAGUAAGGGAGACUUGGGCGUGCCUGUGGACCACAUAGGGACGCCGAAGUUGGAUGAGGUGUUGAAGAUGAAGAUGAAGAUGAAAAAGAAGAAGGGUGAUCUUGAGUGCAAUUACCAGCCAUGGACAAACACAAGACCUUAUCAGAUGGAUGAAGAUUGGUUGAGCAGUGACUUUGUACAAGUGAAACAUUUGAUAGCUUCUAUGUGUGCACUGUGGUCUUGUGCUUCUGUUAGUCCAUUCUUGCUUGCUCGUGGAAAAGUCUUUGAAGUGUAA
Ilex paraguariensis (yerba mate) is the source of this 405-nucleotide messenger RNA. The record is from the annotation of a GenBank genome assembly. NCBI's taxonomy places the organism in Eukaryota, Viridiplantae, Streptophyta, Magnoliopsida, Aquifoliales, Aquifoliaceae.